UUAAUGGAAAAUUAGUUCUUCGUGAUGUUGUAUUAUUACAGAAUGGAAAUAAUAAUAAUAAUUGUGAUUCUUUCACGAAAAACAAAGAUGAGAAUAACAUUAAUAAUCUUAACCGUCGACUAGAACCCUAUGAAUGUUUUGCAACUUUAGUAAUAUAUGGACCAAAAGUGAUUUCAUUAACCAAUCAUAUUAUGGAUGAGUUCGAUAAAAUAGUGGUAGACAAGAUAGAUAAAAUUACUGAUUUGAUUUGGUCUGCAUCUGCAUUGCGGAUAGAAGAGAAAGAUGUUAAAGGAGUGGUAAUAAAGGUUGCUGGUGUUACCACAGAGAUUGUGAGGAGCUUUUUAGUUGGCGUGGCUUUAAAAGGUUUAAAUGACAUA
Racocetra fulgida is the source of this 377-nucleotide messenger RNA. The record is from the annotation of a GenBank genome assembly. Lineage: Eukaryota; Fungi; Glomeromycota; Glomeromycetes; Diversisporales; Gigasporaceae.